This is a messenger RNA of Nicrophorus vespilloides, 440 nucleotides long. RefSeq lists its product as uncharacterized. The transcript has 3 exons. NCBI's taxonomy places the organism in Eukaryota, Metazoa, Arthropoda, Insecta, Coleoptera, Silphidae. Bases 8 to 421 code for a protein of 137 amino acids. The record is from RefSeq and is a predicted model, not a curated record.
GGUAUCGAUGAUCGCAGUCAAAGGUCUGAUGAUGACGCUUCCCGACGGCCUCACGGUUAACACUCUCACGGAAUGCGAUCUUCCCUUCAAACUGCCCAGCGACACGAGGCUUCAUCGGAAAUACAAGAGGCCGAUGAGGGUCAGACACAAGAGAGACAUUUUCAAUCAGCUGUCCGCGGCUUUCGAUGGGUUCGGAUUCGAUGGGAUACCUUGCGUGAAACGGAUGAUAUGCGAGGCGCAGGAUUACGGACUUCUCAAGGAGAAAUCCUUGGUCCAGGAUUUAAUAUACGCCAUUUUCAGCGAUGCCCAGGAGGUUGGAGAGAAGUUCUCGAAUUACUGCCACAAUGCAACGUUCAGCCAGUGCGAUGUGUCCUUUCUGCACACGAUAAUGGAGGGCACUUUUACACCCGAAAGCACUUAGUGAUAAUAAAUGUCGUUUU